Gilbertella persicaria is the source of this 912-nucleotide messenger RNA. Its product is annotated as inhibitor of apoptosis-promoting Bax1-domain-containing protein. Gene Ontology annotation, cellular component: membrane. The transcript has 5 exons. The coding region runs from base 16 to 780 and encodes 254 amino acids. The record is from RefSeq and is a predicted model, not a curated record. NCBI's taxonomy places the organism in Eukaryota, Fungi, Mucoromycota, Mucoromycetes, Mucorales, Choanephoraceae.
CACUUUCUAUUUAAAAUGUCUUAUGGAAGUACAAACUACCCAGUUCCUCCUCCAGCUUAUGAUGAGGAAAAUCAACCUUUUCUCGGUGGAAAUAAUGCUGGCGAUGAUAUGUUUAAAGAAACAGUAGCUAAUAGUUCAAAACAAGUUCGUUUACAGUUUGUUAGAAAGGUCUACUCCAUUUUAGCUGUUCAACUCUUGGCUACAAGUGCCUUGUCUGCUACCUAUAUGUUUAAUCAGACUGCUAAACAUUGGGUACAAACAAAUGUCUGGAUGCUCUAUGUUUCCAUGUUUGGUACAAUUGGUGUAUUGUUUGCUUUAUUCUGGAAAGCAAGAUCAUUCCCUUUGAAUUAUACCUUCUUGGGUUUAUUUACAUUACUUGAAGCACACUUGGUAGGCGCCAUUGUCACUUUUUAUGAUCAACAAAUUGUCUUGAAAGCGUUGCUUAUUACAUUGGGUGUCUUUGUGGGUCUGACACUCUUUACACUUCAGUCAAAAUGGGAUUUUAGUGGAUUAGCACCUUUCUUGAUGGGUGGUAUUUGGGUCUUGAUUAUUGCAGGUCUUAUUCAAAUGUUCUUUCCAUUUUCUAAGGAAAUUGAACUUGCACUUGCUGUGGGUGGUGUCGUGAUAUUCAGUGGCUACAUCUUGUUUGACACAUAUCUCAUCUUUAACAAAUACUCACCUGAAGACUAUAUCCUUGCCUCUGUCAGUCUCUAUUUGGAUGUGAUUAAUCUUUUCCUUCGUAUUUUGGAAAUUCUUGAUUUAACAAGCAGAAGUGAUUAAAUAGUAAUAAUUAUAUAUAUGUAUAUAUAUAUUUUAGAAUGAUGUUUAUUUUUUAAUUUAAAGACGAGCACCUGUAGGGAAUUUCUUCAUGGCUUGUCUGACACCCAAAUCAGCCAUGAUUUCUUCAGAACC